Molecule: messenger RNA, 1665 nt
Organism: Hyaloperonospora brassicae
Lineage: Eukaryota; Oomycota; Peronosporomycetes; Peronosporales; Peronosporaceae
Source: the annotation of a GenBank genome assembly
AUGACGCAGGCAAACCCCGAGUUCUGGACCCCUCACGAGGUGGACGACUGGCUCAAGCGCUUUGAGAACGGCCGCUACGCGCACUUUAGUGGGCCCCUGAAGGGCCGCAAAGGCGCAGACAUUGUGCGCUUUACUGCGGCCGACUGGUCGCAGCUGACGCCUCAGGACCUGGCCACGAGCCUCCGCUUUACGCUCUUGGGUAUGGUACAGGUGGCGACGCACGACGAGCCGCUGGCGAUUGUGACGGACUUUGUGCCGCUUGGGGGCUCCCCGGGCAAGAUCAAGCGAGCGAGGGAGGCCCCGACAAAGACAGUGCCCGUCAAGUUCCCGCCUAUGGUGGAGCUACCGUCCGUGCCCGUGCUGAUCGUGAUGCUGUUGUUUGUGUUCCUGGUGGUCCUGUGCUUCACAGUGCUGCGUCAGCCUCUGUUGGACAUUGGCAUUGAGUCGAAAAGCCUCUUGAAAUAUGGCUCGAUCCCCAUUGUUAGUGUCGUGUUCACGUACCUCCACAUUUGGAUUGCGCUGUGGAUGACGUUCUAUCCACUCGAGUACACUGGCUGUCUGCAGAUUCCGAAGACCAACGCAGGCCUCGGAUGGCAGGGCAUUGUACCGCACAAAGGCGAGAAAAUGGCUCGCCAGGCUGUGCAGAUUAUGACGCGCGACUUGCUGAAUGUGUCGGAGAUUUUUGCAAGGAUCAAGCCGGCACAAGUUGUGCGCGAGCUGGAACCGAUCAUGUUCAAUAUGAUCCAUACGGUUGUGGAAGACAUGGCGCUGAAAUACAGUCCGGAUCUGUGGGCUGUGUUGCCGGUCAGGGUAAAAGAGGAGAUUGUUGAGAAGGUAAAGGAAGAGUCGCCUGCGCAUAUCGAGGCGCUCAUGGACGAGAUCCGUAACAACAUCGAAGAAGUCUUUGAUUUGGAGGAUAUGGUGGUAACCAACAUGUGCAAGGAUAAGCAGAUUCUAGUGAACAUGUUUGUGAUGUGUGGCUACUCUGAGCUGACUUUUAUCCGGAAUUCAGGUGCCUACAUGGGAGGCAUAUUCGGCCUCAUGCAGAUGGGAGUGUGGUUCGUAUACUCCGAUCCGAUUGUCGUGUUCCCGGUGAUUGGUCUGCUUGUGGGCACUGUGACCAACUGGCUCGGUCUGAAGAUGAUUUUCGAACCCGUGAACCCCCGGAAGUACUGUGGCAUUACUUUUCACGGUCUGUUCUUGCGACGUCAGAGCGAAGUGGCGGAGGUGUACGGUAGGAUGGUUGCCCGCGACGUGUUAAACUCCCGGAACAUUUUCGAGGCUAUUUUGAAGGGCCCGUACUCGGAUCGCCUGUUUGAGCUCGUGUACGACAAUGUCCAAGAGGCCGUUGAUGCUGCUACUGGGACUACAGAAAAGAUCAUUAACUUCAGCAUUGGCAAGGAAACGUAUGCCAAUAUAAAGGAAGAUGUGACGAACCACAUUGUGGAAAUCUUCCCGGAAAGUCUCCGUCAUAUCGAGAGCUAUGCCACGGCUGCCAUGGACAUGGAGGUCACGCUGCGUGAGAAGAUGAAGCUGUUGUCUUUCGAGCAGUUCGAAAGCUUGCUGCACCCCAUCUUUGAGGAAGAUGAGUGGAAACUCGUGGUCAUGGGCGGCGUGCUUGGCGUCGUGAUCGGCAUCGUCCAGGUUUAUCUUAUCGAGCACUAG